AUGUCAACGCAAGGCGACUCACAAGAUGUGAAAUGGGAAAAAUAUGAAUAUAUUGAAUUUACAACAAAACAGGGAACCAAGAAAAAGCUGACACUGAUGAAGAAAAAAUGAAAACCAGGAGAAAUGUUCUCAUAUCUUCAAAAACUUCUUCAAACGUAUCCAGAACAUCAGUUUCGGGCCACGUGGCAAAAUAAGCAACUGAAAACCCUAAUAGAAAACCUACCUGAAAAUCAGUGCAUCUGUGUGCAUGAUUUUUCCGAGAAUUACAGAUGCAGUGACAAAAACGAAGUACAGUCAUCCUAUUUUCAGAGAACGGAAGUUUCAGUGCAUGUGUCCCUCCUAUAUAGACACGCCGUUCUGGAAGUUGAUGGUAUUAGCAGUACCGAAAUGGAACCAAAUAUUGUCGGGGAGCAGUUCUUUGUCAUAUCUGCAGACAUCAUGCACGAUCAGCAUUUCACGCGUGUUGCUCAGACCAAGAUCGCAGAUUAUCUUAAGUCUAUAAGCUAUGAAUGUACUGUAAAGCACGAGUUUCGUGACGGAUGUCAGUGCCAGUAUAAAAGUCGACAUUGCUUGGGCGAUCUGACCGAUUCUGUCAACGAUUUAAAGUACACGGCUAUUUACAGAAAUUUCUUUGAAAGCAGUCAUGGCAAAGGACCGCAAGAUGCGGCGGGAGGGCUAAUAAAGAAUCAGGCAGAUGCCGCGGUAACUCGUGGGAAAGCUAAUAUUCAGUGUGCAUACGACUUGUACCAGUUUGCCUGUGACAAUCUCCAAGAAGCAAAAUCACAUACAUUCAGACGUCGUAUAUUCAGAUAUGUUGAAAGUAUCCCGAGAAAUAAAGUUCAGAGUUACAAGGCUAUUCAUGAAAAUCUGAAGAUCUAUCCAGUUAGAGCAACUGCGAAUUCAAAGCAGCUACUUAUCAGAAGCUUGACAUGUUAUGAAUGCGACAGUUGUAUUGAAGGUUCCAUAAACAAAUGUGAAAACCAGAAGACGAUUGGCACAGUAAAAACUGUGGAAGCUCAGAAUGAGACUCGUUCUUGUACUGAAGAAGGUGAAGAGAACAAUGAAAUCAUUGAGAGUGAAGACUUAACAGAUCAUAUCAAACGCGGAUCAAUAAUCGCCGUUUUAUCUGGAACUGAACCAGAAGAAUACUACAUGGUUAAAUGUAGCGCUAAAACAACUUUAGUACGCACUGAAACUGACGCGUGGAAUACUACAUAUAGGGCCGGGAGUGUGGUGCUGAAGGGAUUGUAUUUUGCAAAGGUGGGAGACUUAAAGUAUAAAAUAAUACGCGGAAAACAGGCAAUUGUUCCAGUACAGUCUGUCAUGUACAUUUGCAGCGAUAUCAGAUGUGAAAAUGGCCAGUUUUCCUUGAGCGAAGAUGAACACCAAGAUAUAUUACAGUGUGUUGAUAUGUGUCACUUUGUUCGCUAA
This is a messenger RNA of Gigantopelta aegis, 1431 nucleotides long. RefSeq lists its product as uncharacterized. The record is from RefSeq and is a predicted model, not a curated record. NCBI's taxonomy places the organism in Eukaryota, Metazoa, Mollusca, Gastropoda, Neomphalida, Peltospiridae.